Messenger RNA from Camelina sativa (false flax), 858 nucleotides. RefSeq lists its product as uncharacterized. The record is from RefSeq and is a predicted model, not a curated record. Lineage: Eukaryota; Viridiplantae; Streptophyta; Magnoliopsida; Brassicales; Brassicaceae.
AUGGAUUCAGACGACUCCAUGAAUCCAUAUCGUCCCUCCUCUAGCUACUUCAAUCUGUUAACCAGUCAACUUGAAACCCAAAACCUCGAAUACACUCAUUGUGAGAGUCCAUGUUCGGAGGCUCCAUCUGAACCUGCAUCUCCUCUAAAAAACCGGAAGUCAAGGAAUGCAUGGUUACCUGCGGAUGAUGUCAUGCUUGUCAGCGCAUGGCUUAACACUAGCAAGGAUCCGAUCACAUCCAAUGAGCAAAGACGUGGAGCAUUUUGGGGGAGGAUUGUAGAUUACUAUGCGGCAUGUCCCAAUGUUGAAGGUCGGCCAAAAAGAGAGGCUCGUCAUUGUAAACAGAGGGGGGGGAGGAUAAACGACUUUGUCUGCAAGUUUGUUGGUUGUUUCGAAGCUGCAACAAGGGAGAAGUCUAGUGGACAAAACAAAGAUGAUGUGAUGAAGCUAGCACACCGAAUAUACUUCAAUGAUCAGAAUCAGAGGUUUACCUUGGAGCAUGCUUGGCGAGAGUUAAGAUAUGAUCAGAAAUGGUGUGCUAGCACAUCAUCUAAAGUUAAUGGAGUGAAAAGGGGAAGGGUGGCUGCAAAGGGGAAGGCUAAAAAAAGCUCAAACACUAAACCGGCUGUGGAAGAGGAUGGAAAAGCUUUCUUGGAGUUUCAGCUGGAACGUGUUACGCGGAUGUAUGAGAUAAAGCAAACGGAUUUCGCUUUGAAAGAGAAGGAGCUUGCUAUGAAAAAGGAACAUAUUAAGCAUGUGAUGCUUGAAAAUCUCAUUGCUAAAAGGAUUCACUUACUGAAACUGAAAAAGCUCGAGGAAGAAGUGGAUCUCCGUGACAGUCCCUCCAUGUACCCGUGA